AUGACUCAGCUGCUGAGCAAUAUCAAAGGCAUUAUCAAUGCUUUCUACGUGUCCGCAAAGAAGGAUGAGGCCUGCCCCACGCUGAGCAAGGGGGAGCUGAGGCAGCUCAUCUGCCAGGAGUUUGCUGAUGUGACCGUGGUCCCCCAGGGUCUCCAGACCAUAGACAAGAUGCUGCAGCUGCUGGACACUGACAGUGAUGGCAGACUUGACUUCAAUGGGUUUCUCGUGCUGGUGUUCCAAGUGGCCAAGGCUUGUUACAGGGAAGUAAGCCAGGGUCAGCGACCCGGCCACGGUGGAAGCUCAGCAUCCCAGGGAGAAGCAAACUGUGGGGAGCACACACAGGAGCCUCAGACACCAGAGCGGGACCCAACCCCAUGUCAGGCUCCAGAGUUCCAGAUUUCAGAACGGGACCAGAGGCCCCAUCAGGCCCCCGAGCCUCAAACACCAGAGCAGGAUUUGAGUCCCCAUCAGGCCCCAGAGCCCCAGAUACCGGAGCAGGACCCGAGCCCCCAUCAGGCCCUAGAGCCUCAAACGCUGGAGCAGGACCCAAGCCCCCAUCAAGUGCUGGAACCCCAGAAACUGGAGCAGGACCUGAGCCCCCGUCAGGCCCUGGAGCCUCAAACACCAGAGAGGGACCUGAGCCCAUGUCAGGCUGCGGAGUUCCAGAUUUCAGAGCAGGACCUGAGCCCCCGUCAGGCCCUGGAGCCUCAAACACCAGAGCAGGACCCAAGUCCCCAUCAGGCCCCAGAGCCCCAGAAACCGGAGCAGGACCUGAGCGCCCAUCAGGCCCCCAAGCCUCAAACACCAGAGCAGGAUUCGAGUCCCUGUCAGGCCCCAGAGCCCCAGACACCAGAGCUGGACCCAAGCCCCCAUCAAGUGCUGGAACCCCAGACACAAGAGCAAGACCCACGCCUCUGUCAGGCCCCGGAGCCUCAAACACCAGAGCAGGAGUUAAGUCCCCGUCAGGCCUCAGAGCCCCAGAUGCCAGAGCGGGACCCAAGCCCCCAUCAGGACCUGGAACCCCAGACAUCAGAGCAGGACCUGAGCCAUAGCGAGACAGAACUUCCACCAACACAGCAGCGAAACCAAGGUGUUCAGGACCCAAGAGAACCUGCUGCAGGACAAGUAUCUAAAUCAUCUCAGGGCCUGUACUCCUGGCAUUAUCAGAAACCACUAUCCUUUCCUCACUGGUGGCCACCAAAGAAGUAG
Messenger RNA from Dermochelys coriacea (leatherback sea turtle), 1209 nucleotides. Its product is annotated as pollen-specific leucine-rich repeat extensin-like protein 1. The record is from RefSeq and is a predicted model, not a curated record. The transcript is spliced from 2 exons. Gene Ontology annotation, molecular function: calcium ion binding; transition metal ion binding. Lineage: Eukaryota; Metazoa; Chordata; Testudines; Dermochelyidae. The coding region runs from base 1 to 1209 and encodes 402 amino acids.